CGCUAUAAUAACUUCACAUAAGAGACAACUGCUACACAAAGUAAGUAGAGCGUAUUAUGUAUCAUGGGUGCUUGCACAUCCCGCCGUCAUCAGUCAGUUAAACCUUGACAUUCGUUGACACUGUGUUAUAGUGAGAUGACGUUGGAAAAUCUUCUGUCCCAAGUGGGACUUGGAACAAAGCAACUGACUGACAGAUAUUCAGAAAUACCAGUUCACGACCACCACGUAUAUUAUGCGUACGAGCCAUCUGCCCCAUCACACGGGGCUUCUGCAAAACACAAUUAUGGAGGAGGUCACAAGAGUGGCGCGUCAAUGUCUGCGCUCACGCUCCUAGCAUUCUUGUUUUUUCUUCACAUUUUGCAGCAAUGCAUUAAAGAUCACAUGACAGAAAUGAGUACACCUCCUGUCAUGAUAAUGACUGCAGGGAGAGAAGGCGAUGACACACAGGCAAUCACAAAAUCAGCUGCUUUUAAUAAAAUUGAUAAAACCGGAAUGACAGAAACAUCCGAAACACACAGAAUGCAAAAUAAAGUAAACGAAAAGAGUAGUGAAAAAAAUCCGUACAAUAAUAAUUCUUCGAAUAAACAACAAUUAACAAAGGUUAAAACCGCUGAUGAUACAAAAUCAGAAGACACGAAAAACAAAUAUGUUUUUAAAAGUUAUCCAAAUCGCAGUUCUUAUUUUGCUGGUCUUUAUAGCGCAAUGGAUGAAGAAUAAAUUACUUUUAUAAAAAAUUUAAAUUUUGUUAAAUAAAAUAUACACAAAUUAUUUUUACUAUAUAAGAUUU
This is a messenger RNA of Helicoverpa zea (corn earworm), 787 nucleotides long. RefSeq lists its product as uncharacterized. Bases 136 to 717 code for a protein of 193 amino acids. Lineage: Eukaryota; Metazoa; Arthropoda; Insecta; Lepidoptera; Noctuidae. The record is from RefSeq and is a predicted model, not a curated record. The transcript has 3 exons.